Molecule: messenger RNA, 1993 nt
Organism: Aspergillus niger
Lineage: Eukaryota; Fungi; Ascomycota; Eurotiomycetes; Eurotiales; Aspergillaceae
Exons: 1
Biological process (GO): transmembrane transport
Molecular function (GO): transmembrane transporter activity
Source: RefSeq, a predicted model, not a curated record
AUGUCCAGCCCCGUUGACGAUUCCAAUACCCAUCUGGGUCCUCCUCGACGCGACACCGACCCCUCCAGUGAUGACGACCGUCUGGGUAACCGAUCGACCAACAAUGACGAACGACCGUUGACCCGCGAAAACCCUCCUCCGCCCUCCGGGGGUAACCAGUGGGGCGUGCUCUUCAAAGCCAUCCGCGAUGGCACUUCACAACUCGCGGAAAAACUUGGUCGUGAUCCUGACGGCGGUGAUGGACUGGAUUCGGCCUGGCACCCAGAAGACUACGGAUUCCAAGAGGACAUUGAGAUGAGAGAGAUGCUCGCACAGGAGGAACUCGAGGAGCAUGCCUACGCUUCCAAGCUGCAGUCCGUGCUGGGUUCCGAUGCCAACAAUCUUGUGAAGAACCUGGGCUUGGGUGAAACUCCGUCGCGGACCAACAGUAAUGAUGAGAACCUCGUCGGAGGUGUGCUCUGGCAUUUACUCAGUCAUCAGAUGGGCCAUAACCCGGAGGAAAUCCAUGACGAUGGUGCGGUGCCCACAUCUACAGAAGACGGACUGGCGCCGUUACCCACUGACCUGCGGAAGCGUCGCAAGAAGAAGUGGUACGACGAGGAUCCAACGAAUGACAAAGAAGGUCGGAAGAAAAUGAAGGAAGAGCUGUUGACACAGAAGAUUGGUUCGCUUCUCACCCGCCAGCGCUAUAUGAUCCAGCUGUGUCGGGCAUUGAUGAAAUUCGGCGCUCCGACGCAUCGUCUCGAAGAAUACAUGCAGAUGACGGCUUACCGACUGCGGGUACAGGGCCAAUUCAUGUACAUUCCCGGCUGCAUGAUUAUUUCGUUUGACGAUCCCCUUACCCGCACUGCGGAGGUCAAGCUGGUCCGCACAACCCACGGAUUGGACCUUGGUCGACUCGGGGAUAUUCACAAUUGCUAUAAGAAUGUGCUUCAUGGCAGACUGUCGCCGGAUGAGGCUCUUCCAGUCAUGGACGAUCUUCUUACCCGAAAGAGUCGCAUUCAUCAGGCCUGGUUGUUGGUUUUGCUGUCCGGCCUGGCGAGUGUGGCGGUGGGUCCGUGGGCGUUCAGCGCGCGCCCGGUCGACAUGCCCAUUAUCUUCGUCCUGGGCUGUCUCCUCGGAACAUUACAGUAUGUGUUGGCACCACGAUCGGCGCUGUACUCCAAUGUGUUCGAAGUCACCGUGGCCAUGCUCACGUCCUUACUUGGCUCGUGCAUUUGGAAGCAUUUACUACUCGAGCGGCGAGCCUGUUUUCUGUUUCUCCGCCCUGGCAGAAUCAUCCAUCGCGCUCAUCCUACCGGGAUACUCUGUGCUGUGUAGCAGUCUGGAAUUGCAAUCGCAUCAGAUCGUGGCAGGAUCCAUCCGAUUGGUCUAUACUAUCAUUUACUCGCUUUUCCUGGGCUACGGCGUGACAGUGGGUCUCACGAUCUACGGACUGAUGGACGAUAAUGCCACCAAAGCCACAUCCUGCCCUUCACGAGAUACCAACAUCUAUGGCAGUGUGUACGUGCAGGAAUUCGUGUUCGUGGCGGUGUACUGCGCCUUUGCCGCCAUCCUCAACCAGGCCAAAUGGAAGCAGCUGCCGAUCAUGUCCUUCAUGGGCGUCGCAGGCUACACGACCUACUACUUCACAGCCAAUCACUUGGACAGUCGGUUCGGCAGUACCAUUGGAGCUUUCACGAUCGGAUUGUGUGCCAACUUGUACAGUCGAGUCUGGCAUGGACACGCUGCUGCGGCCAUCGUGCCGGGCAUGUGGACGCUGGUGUCGUCUGGUCUGGCUAGUAGUGGAUCCAUCAUCUCCGGAUUGGCGUACGCAGAAGCAGUGAAAAAUAAUACCGUUUCAGAUUCGACAAUGACCCAGACGCAGGAGUCAUUGGGAGGGUUGGCUUUGAGUAUGGUGCAGACGGCGUUGGGAAUCACGGUAGGACUCUUUCUUUCCGCGAUGGUGGUCUAUCCUGGUGGAAAACGCAAGGGUGGACUGUUCAAUCUGUGA